AAAAUUGCAAAAAGUGAGAGGCGUUUACGUGAAAACAACGAAGUUCAAAUUGAAAAUGGGCGGCCCGCUCGCCCGCUCUCCCGCUCUGGUUUCGUCAUCCUACUACUAUUCAAUCAUAGGAAGAUGCCAUAUCUGGUCAGCCACUCACUCAGCUUCAGCUUUCAAACUUUACUCUGACACUUCAUUCUGGUUCUGGCUUCACAGAUUCAGCAUAAACCUUUCAUCUUUGGUCUUUAAUGGAGUAAUAAAUCCACGAUUUCCAGUUUCUUAAGAGUGUUUUUUUUUUUUUAAAAAUUUCUUUUUUAUAAUUUUUCGGAUUCAUAGCUUCAGCAUGUCCAGUUCUCGAUUCAUCCCUCGAAAUGCUCUUUCGAAGACUCCACAACCACAAGACGAAGCAAACGAGAAUGAAUUCGAAAACUCGCUGAAUUCAGCUCACUUUCCGCCUCCCAGAACACCACUAAACACUAUCUCUGAUCCAUCUCAGUAUCACACAGAGAUUCAUGAAUCCGAUUUCCUCUCCAAGGGUAAGCUCGAAAGAAUUCGAGCUGCUAGAUUAUCAAGCAAGAAAUUUGAGCCUGUCGAUAAAGCUGAAAGUUUUGGGACACCUAGGAUUUCGAUUCGUCAUGGGAAAGCGCAUUCGGAGCCCAAUUCUUCACAGAAUACUCCGGCGAGAAGUGGCUCCAGAGUUUCUCUCGGUGGAGCGGUCGGAGCUUAUGCCGCUGGGUCUAGAAACACACACUUUAGUAAAGGAAAAGAAACGAGCUCUAGUAACAGGCUUUCAAGAGGGAUAUCCAUAGAAAAUUCUGAUUUUUCAGUGGAAGCUCCGCAUUUUGAGCUCAAUGAAGAUCCUUCAUUCUGGGCGGAUCACAACGUACAGGUUCUGAUAAGAAUUCGGCCACUUAGUAACACGGAGACAGUUGCACAAGAGUAUGGUCGGUGUUUGAGACAGGCGAGUGCACAGACGUUAGUGUGGCUUGGUCAUCCUGAGACCAGAUUCACUUUUGAUCACAUAGCCUGCGAGACCAUUUCCCAGGAAAAGCUAUUCAGGGUCGUUGGGAUACCUAUGGUGGAGAACUGCAUCUCAGGAUAUAACAGCUGUAUGUUUGCUUAUGGCCAGACCGGUAGUGGCAAAACAUAUACCAUGAUGGGUGAGAUAAAUCACCUGGAAGGCAACCUCAGUGAAGAUUGCGGGAUAACCCCUCGCAUAUUUGAGUAUUUAUUUUCAAGGAUUAGAGAAGAAGGAGAUAGUAGGAAAAAUGAAAAGUUAAGGUUCAGCUGCAAAUGUUCUUUUCUGGAGAUACACAAUGAGCAAAUAACAGAUCUGUUAGAGCCUUCAUCGACCAAUUUGCAACUAAGAGAAGAUUUAAGGAAAGGUGUAUACGUUGAAAACCUUACAGAAUACGAUGUAAAGACUGUUCAUGAUGUCAACAAGCUUCUGUCACAGGGUGCUGCAAACAGGAAAAUGGCAGCAACCAACAUGAACAGUGAAAGCAGUCGUUCUCAUAGUGUUUUCACUUGUAUCAUUGAAAGCUUGUGGGAGAGAGAUUCUAUGAACCAUUUUAGGUUUGCAAGAUUAAAUUUGGUAGAUUUGGCUGGUUCUGAAAGGCAGAAAAGCUCUGGUGCAGAAGGAGAUCGCCUAAAAGAAGCAGCAAAUAUAAACAAAUCUUUAUCAACUCUAGGGUUGGUGAUAAUGUCUUUGGUUGAUUUGGCACAUGGAAAACAUAGACAUGUUCCAUACAGAGAUUCUCGGCUGACGUUUCUACUUCAGGAUUCUUUGGGUGGAAACUCGAAAACAACAAUUAUAGCAAAUGUCAGCCCAUCUAUGUGCUCUUCACAGGAAACACUAAGCACUCUGAAAUUUGCCCAACGUGCAAAACUCAUCCAAAAUAAUGCUAAAGUAAAUGAAGAUGCUUCUGGUGAUGUUAGUACUCUUCAGCGGCAAAUCCAACAGUUAAAGGACCAACUGUCCUUUCUAAUAAAGCAUCAUAACCUCAACACUUCUCUAUCUAGUUGUGUGCCAAAUUUUGAAGACUCUACAUUGGCUAUCUACCCUCAAAUGUAUAAUUCCUCAAAAGAAAAUAGAGCAACAGAUGGCCAUAAUUUAACAAAUAGUGCAUGCGAGAAGUUCAAAUGCAUGGAAGCUACCUUAGUUGGUUCACUUAGGAGAGAAAAGAUGGCAGAAACGGCACUCCGGAAGUUAGAGGCUGAAAUAGAUCAUGUGAAGCAAUUUGCUUUCCAAAAGGAGGAGGAAUUGAAGCGAACCAGAAUGAUUCUACGAUUUCGAGAGGAGAAAAUUAAACAACUAGAGAUUUUAGUGGAUGGUGCAUUGCCUGUUGAUCAUUAUCUCACGGAGGAAAACAAAGCUUUAAAGGAAGAGAUUCUGCAACUUCAAGCGAGAAUUGAAAAAAAUCCAGAAUUGACACGUUUUGCUUUGGAAAAUUUAAAACUUCUUGAGCAGCUUCAAUUGUUUCAGAAUUUUUAUGAACAAGGAGAACGAGAAACACUGUUGGCUGAAGUCUCAGAAUUACGUGAGCAGCUUUUGGACAUGCUUGAAAGAAAGCUUAAAUGCUCCUCUGCAUAUGAGAAUCAGGAUAACAAUAUUUUAGAAGAGUUGGAAGAUUGCAGGAACAUGAAUUCCAAACUGAUGAGAGAAGUAGUAGAAUUAAGAGGGGAACUGAAAAAUUAUUCAAGCUGUAAUGAAGCUGCUCUUGUUAAUGUAACAGAUUCUUUUUCCAAUCAUACUGAGGAAAUUAGGCAUAUAGAUAAAUGCUCAUUGGUUGAAACUGUAUCGAUUGUAAGUGAGUCUGGAGAUGAGAUGGCAUCUUAUAGGCUGGCAGAUGAUGCAUAUCUCAAAAACAAAAAUAAUUGGAAGAUGGAUACUAAAUUCUUAAUUGAACCAAUGGAAACUGAGCAUACCCAUCUAUUUAAAGAACUGCCACUUAAACAGGAGCUGAAUCCCCAGUUCAUGGAAAUCUUAAACAAGAAGGACAAAGUAGAAAGAGAAUCUGUGCUUAAGGUUGGAAGUGAGUGUCUAGAAUUACGAAAUUCAGAAAAGCAGAAUAAAAGUCUAGCAAUGGAGGGUAGUGAAGAUGUCAAAAGCAUGGUGUUGCAAGCCAAGUUGGAGAAAUUGACUAGAGACCUUGAGCAGGCAAGGAUACUUAAUUGCCAAUAUCAAGAGGCUCAGGCAUCGAAAUUAUCUCAUCAGCAUCAAGUUGAAUUAAUCCAUGAACAGGUUGAGAUAGAGACUGCAAGAGCAAUUCUUCAUUUACAGGAGGAGGUUACGGCCCUCCAUUUAGAAUUUAAUGAGAAAUUAUCUUGCAUGACCCAAGAAAACAUGAGGCUAAGGAACACCAUAGAGACUAAAGAGGAAGAAAUAAGGAUGCUUUGUGGGGAGUGGGAAAGGGCAACAUUUGAAUUAACGAGCUUCCUUGUAGAAGGUUCAAAAUCCCUUGAAGAUGCCUCAGGUCAGAUUGACAGUAUAAUCUGUUCAUUUCCUCAAGUUAAUGUUUGGAUUAGAGAACACGUGGAGAGGGCUGCCAGAGCUUGCAUUGACAAGGAGGAAGCAAUUUUACGGCUAGAGAAAAGCUUGGAAGAUGCACAGGAGAUGGUGAUAGAAAUGGAGCUGAAGUUAAAUUCCUUGAAGGAUGCCACAAUGGCUUUGAACGGAUUUCCUCAAUCCGACACUGAUCAAAGCAUGGGAGAGGCAAUCAACUUGGGUUUGCUGUUAAAUGAGAAGAGCAACACGAUAAAAAUGCUAGAGAGUAAACUCAAAGUUCAGGAGAAUCACAAUAUUGAAGCAGAAAAACGUGCCCAUGCCGCAUUGCUGGUGGUGAAAUGGCUGUCUGACCAUCACAAGGUUUCUUCCAGUAAUGACAUUGGAAGAGGUAUUCACAUCUCAGAACUCUCUUCUCCCACUGAAAUGGGCAACCAUAAGAUUCUUGAGAUUAAAGAUGAUUCUAAUGCUUUGACUGUGGAAGAUAUUGAGGCUCACGAGGAUUUGGAAAGUUUAGUUUUGGAGUCUGAAAAUGCAAUUAAUUCAUGUUACAUGGAUGUAGAUCUUCAUAUAUCAGCCCUCCGAACAGAUGUUCUUCAAGCUUCUACCACAUACACUAAGUGGUUUAAAGCCUUGGUGAAUGAAAUUCAGGAGUUGAAGUGUAAAUUUAUGGAACUAAAGGAAAGUAAUACAGGUUUUCAGUCUUCUAUAAUAAAAUUUCAAGCAUCAGAAUCACUUGAGCUUCAAAAGUUUGAGAACCAGUUGCAUGUUCUGUGUACAAUAAGGGAUGAACUUGCUAUGAUGAAUGAAAGGCUUAAAAUCAUUGAUGAUUUUCUUAACAAAAAAAUAAAUGCACAUGGCUAUGCAUUAAUGGACGAAUAUUUAACAGAAGCAGAAGGCUGGAGUGCUGAUAAUUGUUUGUCAGGUUAUUCCACAUCUGGUUCUGAAUUUUCAAAUGAAAGUGCUAUUUUAGGGAAUCAAUUGGAUGGAUUCUCACAGACAUGCUGCUCUAAGUUAAAUGGGAGGAUACAUAAACAGAUGGUGGAUCUGAAACUUCAAACAGACUCAUCAGUUCAAUCUGGAUCAGAAAGUUCAAAGAAGCUGUUCGAAAAAUUAUCUCAUGAUGAAGCAGUGACAUUCUGCCUGAGAAAAGAGCUGGAUAUGGCAUUUGAUGCAUUCAACAAACUGUAUAUUCAACUAACCACAAUUUUCGAUGAGACUGAUGUUGUGAAUAUCUCUUACACAGUAGAGAGGAACAAAAUGGUCCAUUCUUUUGGCAUGAUGAUGGAGAUGGAAGAAGCCUCCAGUCAUAAUGCCAGAAAGGUAGUCACUGAUGACGAGGUUAGUCAUGCUAGUAUUUUCUUAAGCAAAUGUGAGGAAGCCAAUGAGGCAAUGAAAGAAGCUGAUCACAUGUUGAAUGCACUGCUAAAAGCUAAUGAAAAUACAAAACAAUUGAAUGGUAUGUGGAAGCAAGCUAGUGAAGAACUGAUGAUGGAGAGAUCACAACUACUUGAAGAAAAUGAGCUACUUAAGUCUUCAAUUUGUUUGAAAGAAGAAGAGAACAAAUUAUUACUGGAUGAAAUUUCUCAUGGUCUGGUAGAAAUAGUAAACUGUGUGUCUCUACUUGAAGGCAGUUUUCUGCAAAUGCAGAGAGAAGUGGAAGACAGAUGUAAGGUUUUAUAUUCAGAUCUCUUAUCUAUGGGAAAAGAUAUACUUCACUUUUUUGGCAGCUCAAGUUCAUCACUUGAAGAUAUUUUCUCUGAUAUAAUGGAGAAGGAAUUUGCCCUUUCUGUGAUGUACCAUUGUGUUGUAGAAGAGGCUAUCCACAAAAUUCCGCGAUUUAAUUUAAGAUCAGGAAUUCACCCAGUUGAGCAGCCAGAAUGUCAGCCAAUAAUAAAUGCUUUUCAUAAAGUUCGUUCCAGUGGACAAGAUGAUAUUAUGAUUUCCAAUAAAAAUGUUACUAAGGGAGAGGAAUUGGUCACAGACUUGGAAGGAGGAGUGCUGGGGGUAUCAUAUGAUAAUAUGGUAUAUGAAAAUGUGUCUCUUAAGAAAGAAUUGGAAAGGAAAGAAGUUUUAUUGAAGGGUUUGCUUUUUGAUUUUAGCUUGCUGCAAGAAAUAGCCUCAAAUAAGAAGGACAUCAAAGAUGAAACUGAAAUGCUAAUUUUGGCUUUAAGUGAAGUUCGACAUGAGCUACAGUUGAGAACAAGUCAGCUUGAUAGCCUGCUGGUUCAAUAUAAAAAAAUUGAAGGCCAACUGGCUGAUACUGAAGAUGCUUUAUUCAUUUCGAAGUCCGAGCUUAUGCAUGCUAAUGAAAGAUUAGAUACUUUGUCGGACCAAAAUUCUGAGUUAAGGAUCCUUCUAAAAGAUCUCUAUCUCAAAAGAUCUCAAGCUGAAGAACAAUUGGCAGAACAAAUGGAAGUUGUCAGAGGGCUGGAACAGGAAAUUAUUCACUUAAAUUCUUCUCUGGACAGAAAAUUGUGCUCUUCAGUUGAAGGCCCUGAGGAAGACCUAUUAAAGGUCAUUAAUGAGAGAGAGAAACUCCGUGAAGAGGUUUGCUCCUUGAAUGAUAAGCUUGAGGUGACAUGUGCAUUAGUAGAUGAAAAGGAAGCUAUUGCUGUUGAAGCGCGGCAGGAGUCAGAGGCAAGUAAAAUAUAUGCUGAACAGAAGGAAGAAGAGGUCAAGAUUUUAGAACAUUCUGUUGAAGAGCUUGAAUGUACCAUAAACGUACUGGAGAAGAAGGUAUAUGAAAUGGAUGAGGAGGUAGAAAGACAUAGGUUGAUUAGGGAAUCAUUAGAACUGGAACUCCAAGCUUUGAGACACAGAUUAUCAACAGUCGAUAACUUCCCUGACACUUUGGCUGCUGAUAACACGUAUUCUUCACAAAACGAAGAUAUCAUUUGGCAAUACAGUAAACUGGAACUGCAUGAGGCACAUAAUCAGAUACGACUUCUUGAGAGGGAUAUUGCAGAAAAGGAUAAAGAGAUCAAGCAAUGCAAAGAGUACAUCUCUGAACUCGUCUUGCAUUCCGAGGCCCAGGCAUCACAAUACCAAGAGAAGUACAAGACUUUAGAAGCCAUGGCUCAUGAAGUUAAAAUAGGUUUAUCAAAUUCAACAUCAGCAGCACCUGCACAGGGUAGAAGUGAGAAAAGCUCAGUGAGAACAAGGGGCUCAAGCUCACCAUUUAGAUGCAUUUCAAAUUUGGUUCAGCAGAUGAAUUUGGAGAAGGAUCAGGAAUUAUCAGCGACAAGGCUUCGCAUAGAAGAGCUAGAAGCAGUGUUGGCUAGUCGGCAAAAGGAGGCAUGUUCGUUAAAUGCAAGACUGGCUGCAGCAGAAAGCAUGACACAUGACGUCAUCCGUGAUUUACUUGGUGUCAAAUUGGAUAUGACUAACUAUGCGAAUUUGAUUGAGCAGCAUCAGGUCCAGAAAUUAGUGGAGGCAGCUCAUCUGCAGACAGAAGAGUUCCAGGCAAUGGAGCAAGAAAUCCUGAACCUCAGGAGACAGAUUAAUGAUCUCAUCGAGGAAAAAGAGAGUUGCAUGUCUGAAAUAAAUAAGAAAGUAGCAGAUAUACUUGCUGCUCAGAUCACUGUAGAGCAACUGCAGGAGCGGGAUCAGUUGCUUUCUGCACAGAAUGAAAUGUUGAAGAUGGACAAAACCAAUCUACUGAGAAGAGUUGCAGAACUGGAUGAGAUGGUAAAAACCCUUCUUGGAAAACAAAGUAGCCAACAGCAGAUUCAACAGGCAUCAAAAACUAAGGAGAAUAGCAUGUUGAAAAUGGGGGAUGCUGAUUUAAGCAAGAGGCUAGCAAACUCGGAAAAGCUUCUUAAUCGGGUGAAUGAUGAACUUGCUCAGUACCGCAGAUUUAGCAGAAAUCAUCCACACGUCAAAAACUAUGGGCAUGGCUCGGAAUUUAAACAGAGGUAGGUGAGGUCCUCAGGAAUGACGCGCCUUCUUUCUUUUUCUUUUUCUUUUGGUAUAGGUUUCAGCUAAAGUCACCAAAUAGCUUUUGCAUUCAACCAAAAAUCAUCCAUGCCAAAAUUGGGGGAGCUUACAGGGAGUGUGAAUGCCUGCCAUGUGGUUUGGCCCCGAGAAACAUGUCACACAUGGAAAGUUACUUAAACGAUGCGUGCGCAAAUCUAAUAUUUGUAAUUGUGCAGUCAAUGGGUUAUUUUUAUUUUUUUAAUUUGUUUAGAAUUGUGGUAGAAAUAGAAUCAAUGGUGUUUUACAGAUUAA
Messenger RNA from Manihot esculenta (cassava), 7723 nucleotides. Its product is annotated as kinesin-like protein KIN-12C. The transcript has 34 exons. Gene Ontology annotation, molecular function: microtubule motor activity; microtubule binding; ATP binding. The record is from RefSeq and is a predicted model, not a curated record. The coding region runs from base 332 to 7414 and encodes 2360 amino acids. Lineage: Eukaryota; Viridiplantae; Streptophyta; Magnoliopsida; Malpighiales; Euphorbiaceae. Gene Ontology annotation, biological process: microtubule-based movement.